AUGGAGCCACCGACAGGCUUGGGCACCGCCGUGAAGGAACCAGUCGUCGGUCUGUCGGUCCGCCUGCAACUUGUACUGUUUCGCGUUUUUGGCCAUUUUUCUCCCAUUUUGAUCAUUCCUCCGCCCAUCCCAACCUCCAGCAAAACCCCUGUUGCGACCUAUUUUUCGGAAAAAGAGAAAAAUAAAGCCGGUGGGUCCGGCAAGGGAAGUCUCCAGCUAGGGUUCCGGCGAGGGGUGUCCUGCGGGGCGCCGGAUCUGGUGGGGUCGGGACUCCGAGCGGCGGGGAUCGGUGGAAACGAGGCAACGCGGGCGAAGCACGGGGUCACGGGCAGGGAGACCUCGAGCGCGGGCAGAGGCGAAGGCGGCGUCGGGGCGGCGUCGGGGCGGCACAGCGAGACCGGCGGGCGGCAUCGCGGGCGGAGCAGGGGCUUCGACGCGUUUCGGCGAGGCAACGGCGGAUCCGGGCCGGCUGCUGUGGGCAGGGGUGCGGCUGCAGAGAUCGUGGAGCAACGGUGCGAGGAGACUCGGAGCGGUGAUGGCUGGGCGCGGGCGUCGCGGGCGAGGGACUCCGAGCGCAGGCUGAAGAUCGGAUCGUGGCUACCGCAGGGACCUCGGAUCUGCAGGCGCGGUGGUCUUCGGCUGAGGCGGAACGCGGCGAGACCAGAGGGAGCGGCGGCAGCGUCGGGGAAAGGCAGCGGCGUCGUGAGCGGCGCUGGGUCGCGGCUUCACGAGGGGAAGGUAGCUGGGCGUCGGGGCACGGACUCCUGUGGAUCGUCGCUCUAG
Eucalyptus grandis is the source of this 783-nucleotide messenger RNA. RefSeq names its product spidroin-1-like. The coding region runs from base 1 to 783 and encodes 260 amino acids. The record is from RefSeq and is a predicted model, not a curated record. NCBI's taxonomy places the organism in Eukaryota, Viridiplantae, Streptophyta, Magnoliopsida, Myrtales, Myrtaceae. The transcript has 3 exons.